This is a messenger RNA of Triplophysa dalaica, 2978 nucleotides long. It is a transcript of the gene dnttip2, whose product is annotated as deoxynucleotidyltransferase, terminal, interacting protein 2. Gene Ontology annotation, molecular function: RNA binding. The record is from RefSeq and is a predicted model, not a curated record. Gene Ontology annotation, biological process: RNA processing. Gene Ontology annotation, cellular component: nucleolus. NCBI's taxonomy places the organism in Eukaryota, Metazoa, Chordata, Actinopteri, Cypriniformes, Nemacheilidae. The transcript is spliced from 7 exons. The coding region runs from base 31 to 2736 and encodes 901 amino acids.
AGUGCCUUGUACGUCAUCAACAGUGGCAAGAUGGUGGCCACCAGAAGAGGAACACGCGUGGGCUCUCCAGAAAAAAAUAUAAACGAUGAAACAUCUGGAGAAACGGUGCCCACUCCGUCAACAAGAAGCACACGUCACAGAAGCGUAAUGGAGGAGAAGCAUUCCCCAGAACUCACUGGUGACUCCCAGCCAGAUGAGGAGAAAGACGAAAGUACUGCCCCUUCCUUACCAGCAAGUCCACUCAAGCGAGAAACCAGAAGAUCCAUGCGUCUCCUUGCUUACAAAAUACAACCUGACUCCACCCAUGAGGCUGAUGUUUCAGAAUCAGAGUCCUGCUGCUCAGUAGGUUCAGAUGUGAAGGCGACACCCAGAACUCUCAGAAGGACCGUAACCAGGGAGAAACCCAAAACUCCAACAAAGGAUGACGUAUCUGAAGCAGAAUCCUGUUCGUCUGCGGUUUCUUCGCCGCGUUUGCGAAGAGCCCCGCGCAGCUUAAGAAAACGUGUUCAGACUCCAUCAGUGUCUGAUCCUCCAAAGACCAACGAUGGUGAUCUUUCAGAUGCGGGGUCCUGCAGCUCUGUGGUCUCGCUCACCAAGGUCUUAGACACUCGUAGGAUAACCAGGAGUCGCCGGAGGACUGCUAUGUUGGGUGCAGAACUGGAUCCAUCUGAUCCUGACUCAUGCUCCUCUAAUGUUUCUGGUCUCCUGGGCUCUACGGUCCGCAGGUCAGCACGGAACCAGAAAGGGAAACUGACUGAGCCAAUCCCUUUGAACUUGGAGGAAACCACGGACACUCCUUCCUCUCCAGUUUCCAAUAGGAUAAGAGACCGUAGAGGCAGGACAAAGUCAGAACCUGCAAAAGAGGGAUGUGACUCUGAUGAAUGCAUGUCUGGUCCUAGCACGAGUCCAUGGAGAUCGAGGCGGCGUCAGGUGAAAGGGGACACCGUCGGCGGGUCAGAUUCGGAAUCGGUACCCACCGAUGUCUGCACCUCUCAGGAUAGUACAAGCUCUUUAAAAGGAAUGGGGACUCCAUGUAGUAGCCGAACCGGCUCUGCCAGUAGUAACCGUGCCGUGACUAUAACCAGAUCGAGAAGCAAAGCAAGCGUUACAAUGGUUCAGGAAGAGAGGGAGUGUGAGGAGCGUAAACCGCUACCUCUCCAGUGUGAAAGUGUGGUCACAUUGGAUGAAGAGGACAUAGAGAAACCAAUGGAUAGCACCAUGACAGACACUGUUGAGGCCCUAGAGUGCACCAUGACUGAGGAAACGGCCUCAGAUAUCACUCUCGUUCUUGAUCAGGAUGAGUCCGCUGAGAGCAGUUUUCAUGCAGAUGUUGAGAUGCUGGAGCCUAAGAGCACGCCGGAAACAGUUUGUGCUGUUUCUGUGUCUGAACAGGCUGAUGCCGUAACACAGGCACAUCAGGAAACAACAGUGGAUGAAAUAGCUGCCACAGUUGCUACGGAUAGAGAUGUUGCCAUGGAGAAUAAUAAGCCGGAGUUUGUGAAAGCAAACCGUGCUGUCGAAGAUCAGGCAAAUUGUGAUGCCGACCUAGAGGCCACUGGACCAUCUGCGGUUGAGAAGAAUGUGACGGAUGUUGAGGAGAGGGAUGUGUGUGAGAAAGAUGUAUUUGUUACCAAGGAUGCAAACAAAAUCGUUACAGCAAGCAUGGACGAAAUGUCUGUUUUAUUAAAAGAUGCAGAAAAUGAAGAACGCCCCUCUUCAAGCACACAUACUCAAUCUGAUUUGACUACAGCAGAGCAACCAUUCAAAAGAUCUCCUCCUCUUAAAGAAAUUACCAGUUUACUGGACAGCAGUGAGGAUGAAGAGAGCCCCGAUGAAGGAGAAGAGGAGGAGGAGGAGGAGGAAGAGGAGGGUGCUUCACAUGAAGCUGUGGAUGGGAUCAGUGAUGAAGAAAUAAGAUGCCUAGAUGAAGGUCAGUCGAUGGUAGAAGCUCAGAGUAGCGGAAUGUUUGUCAUAGACACCAGGCCUGGGCUGCGUCCUGAAGAAAAGUAUUAUGUUGAUGCAAAGCAAAUUGAGGAAGAAGAUGAGGAUUUUGAUGAUGAGGAGGGGGAUGACGACGAUGAUGAUGAUGAAGAUUCACAAGUGCUCUUUGCGCCGAAGAGGCCCGUGAUGCAGCUGUCUACUUCUAUUGACACAGGCCUUAAUGUGAAGGAUCUUGGUGGUUUGUACAUCAGUUUUGACGGCAAACAGAAAAGUCUUUCCAGCGGGGUGAAAACUCAGAACCAAAGUAAAGUAGAUGAGUUGCUGAAAAAGAGUGUUAUUGUUCCUGAUUUUGAGAAGAAAGAUGCUAUCCCUCCAUACAGGGAAUCAAAGCAUGCUGCCAAACUCAAGCGCAAGGCAGAAAGAGAGAAGACCACUGGUGAUGGUUGGUUCAACAUGAAAGCCCCUGAAUUAACAGAGGAGCUCAGGAAUGACUUGAAGGCCCUGAAGAUGCGUUCCGCUAUGGACCCAAAGCGCUUCUACAAGAAGAAUGACAGAGAAGGAUUUCCUAAGUACUUUCAGGUGGGCACAGUGGUUGACAGCCCGGUAGACUUCUAUAGUUCCCGAAUCCCCAAGAAACAGAGGAAAAGAACAAUUGUGGAGGAGCUCCUCGCUGAUGCAGAGUUUAGAAGCAAUAACAAAAAGAAGUACCAGGAGAUCAUGACCGAUAAGGCUGCACAUGUAGCUGGCAAGAUGUACAAAAAGAAUAAAUUCCAUAAAAAGAAAACAAAUAAAUAAAUCUGAAAUAUUUUCUCUUGUUGAGACUUGAGAAUAAUUGUCUUUUUAAAUUUGGAGGAACUCCUUUUUGGAUUAUUGUAAAGGACUUUAAAUCAUUUUGUUUUUUACAAUUAUGUUUACUCCAUGCCGAGGUAAACAGUACUUUAAACCUGGCUUGAAGAAAACCAGGGCAGAUGAAUGAAACGAGAUUUAUGAUGGUAGAUUUGUCUCGCUAUACACAAUAAAUCAAUUCAUCAAAUGCA